CGUACGUGGUCAUCAUCAUGAAGUAUCAUUCAAUGACAACGAUACAGCCAAUUGCAGUUCGAGGUAAAUAGACUGGUGAGGGAAAAAAACGCACUUUGCAUUUCCCAUGCGUCGACAAUUGUGCGUGAACCGUCACCAUUUGUCUGGUCAUUUGUCAACUGACAGCACACACAAGACAAUGUCCGACGAUAAACAAGUUCAACAAUUUUUCGAUACUCGCGAAACAAUGCGCAAAAUAGCACUCUAUAUGGGCCUCUGGCCCUUCGAAAAUCCGAGUUACUUUUAUAAUUUGGUACCUUAUUGUCUUGUGACUCUUUACAUUUACGCAAUACUCAUAAUAUUUAAUUCAAUUGCUCAUCAUGUCAACGAUGCCAGGCUGGUAACGGUGUGCUCCGGUGUUAUUACCAUUAACAUUUUGUGUAUAUUGAAGAUAUUGCGGAUCUCUAGAUACGGAAAAGAAAUGCUGUGGUUUAAUAAAACAGUUACCGAACUGUGCAAUGAAUUUCUUAGAGAUGGAGAACUGAAAAAAUUUGUAUUAGAUGAUGUGAAAAUAUUCCGAAGUUUUUUCAUCGUCCAUGCGAGCUUGUGUACUUUCAGUGGAACAAUACCAAUAAUUACAUCACUGGUGUCAGUUGUCCAUCAAAUAAGGAACGAUAUUCAUCCCAUCAAGUAUAAUUUAAUACUCCCAGGAACAUAUCCAUGGAAUGUAUCCGUCAAUCAAUUUGUUCACGGGCUUCAUUUUGGUUUUGAAGCGUACAGUCUCAUGUGGAAUUUCUAUGUGGGAGCUCUGGUCGAUGUUCUAUUUUCAUUCACAAUUCUUCAAAUGACUAUUCCACUUCGUGGAAUGGCUCAUGCCAUCACUAAUAUGCGUGACGAUCGGAAUUAUGGAAACAUAUUGCAUAAAUGUCUUAUUCAAUAUAGAACUCUCAUCAAAUGUCGCUGUAUCGUUGAGAAAACUUAUGGGCCUAUUAUUGUUUUCAUAGCUAUUACUGGUCCAGUUGCUCUCUGUUCACUUGCCUGGCAAGUAACCCAGAUGGACUCAAUGACUAACAUGCAAAAAAUGAGAUUUGCGGCUCACGGAAUCGCCAAAACCCUUCAAGUUUGGUCGUACAGCUGGUCAGCAACAAAUCUAAGAGGACAGAGCGAAAAUUUUUUGGAAAGUGUCUAUUGCUCUCAGUGGCUUGGGAAUAGAACAUUCAUGAACACAGUUCUAACGAUACUCAUGCAGAGACCGCUGAUAAUCAGAGCAGGGCACAUGCCAGAUGUUUCUCUCAACAUGUUCGUAUUUGUAAUGAAAACUACUUCAUCAUAUUACCUGUUACUACAAACACUGGAUUAACGGCGCUCUCAUAAACACAUUUUUCAACGUUUCAUCAACAGUCAAAGACCUCUUUCUUGAUUUUUAUCGAGACAUAUUAAUUCAUCCGAGUGCUUGUGAUACAUUCUGAAAAACGACUGCACAUGUACG
Diachasmimorpha longicaudata is the source of this 1468-nucleotide messenger RNA. RefSeq lists its product as uncharacterized. Gene Ontology annotation, molecular function: odorant binding; olfactory receptor activity. Bases 107 to 1339 code for a protein of 410 amino acids. The transcript has 6 exons. Gene Ontology annotation, cellular component: plasma membrane. The record is from RefSeq and is a predicted model, not a curated record. Gene Ontology annotation, biological process: detection of chemical stimulus involved in sensory perception of smell; sensory perception of smell. Lineage: Eukaryota; Metazoa; Arthropoda; Insecta; Hymenoptera; Braconidae.